Molecule: messenger RNA, 531 nt
Organism: Gloeophyllum trabeum ATCC 11539
Lineage: Eukaryota; Fungi; Basidiomycota; Agaricomycetes; Gloeophyllales; Gloeophyllaceae
Exons: 4
Source: RefSeq, a predicted model, not a curated record
AUGGGACUGGUUGAGGAAUUCGAGUCGGCGUUGAAGGAUGUCGUGCAGGGGAAGCAUCUGUCGGCGUCGAGGAUGAACAAGUUAACAGAGGUCGCUCUCAAAUCCAUGGAGAACGAUACACAACUUGUAUCUGUACUGUACCGCACGCAUAAGACUCUCCCUCCAAAGUCCAAGAUAUCUAGUCUGUACGCGUUUGAUGCGCUCGCCCGUGCAGCUCGCAAUAAAGUGGUCAAGCACGGCGUUCCUAGCGACGUAGACGCCGGGAAGGGCAAUUGCGCCACAUUUCUGUUGAAAGUGGAGGGCGUCUUGGACGGUCUGUUUCACGACAUGAUUUCGUCAGGACCUCCAGAAGCCAAGGAAAAGACAAAGAAAGUUCUUGACAUAUGGGUCAAGUCCAAUACGUUCCCUCCCGCUGUUUUGGCGCGCCUGGCAGAUAUCGUGAAGGAAGCUGACAAAGGUGCUUAUCGAGAUCCAUCUUUCUCCCCGCUAAGUACUCCUCUCCGCCCUGUAAUCCUAGCUAUGAUAUCCAGG